CAAAGCACAACGCAUAGGAUGGGGCAAGCAUUAUGAGGAUACUCACAUGGAACGUUAACGUCCUACGGACAUGUCUAGAUUACCACCCGUUCAGCUCGAUGAAGAAGAAGAACAUCGAAGGCCUGCUCGAUGAACUGGAUGCCCAGAUAUUUUGCUUUCAAGAACAUAAAACGGUCCGCACACGUCUAGAGAAGUCAAUGGCUUGCCCGGGCCCAUACGACGGCUUCUGGACUUUUCCUCGUUCCAAAACUGGUUAUAGCGGAGUCUGCACCUAUGUGGAUUCUCGCUAUUGCGUGCCUCUCAAGGCGGAAGAAGGUAUUACCGGACUUCUUUUAGGCGACCGGCUGAGUACGAUGAAGCCACCAUGGACCGAUGCGGAAAGAAUAGGCAGUUAUCCUGAUGUGAAUGAUAUGGAAUGGAUGGAUGAGCUGGACGGGACAAAGUUUGAUGUCAAGAAGCUCGACAUGGAGGGACGGGCUGUGGUAUGCGAUUUCGGACUGUUCGUCUUAUUCAACCUUUACUGCCCGAACGAGACAAAUAGUGCUAGGCGACCAUACAAAAUGAACUAUCUACACGCUCUUCAAGAACGUGUACAGCUCCUUCAGGCUGCUGGGCGCGAAGUCAUGCUCGUGGGAGAUAUCAACAUUGUACGCCAGCCGAUGGAUUCCGGAGAAGGACCUGUGAGGUCUUCAGCGGAGCAACAUUAUUCCCACCCUGCAAGACGGAUACUUGAUGAUUGGUGUGCGCCGAAAGGACCGAUGAUAGAUGUCGUCAGAGAGAGCUGGCCUCAAAGAGAUGAUAUGUUCACCUGUUGGAAUCAGAAACUCGACGCCAGGUCGGCAAACUAUGGAAGCCGUAUUGACUAUGUACUAUGUACACCUGGUCUUCGUCCAUGGAUCAAGGGCGGCGAUAUACUUCCCAAGGUGUACGGGUCUGAUCACUGUCCCGUGUAUGUCGACUUGCAUGAGUCCAUCGUCACUCCAGAAGGGGAGACUCUCCACCUUCGCGAUAUGCUUAAUCCCAAAGAUCGACCCACUAGCACGUCUCCUGUAUACCCAAAUGAUGUCAAGAGGGAAGCACCUGAGCCGCCAAGGUUCGCAACCAAAUUUAUGGACGAGUUCUCAGGGAGACAGACAAGUCUAAAGAGUUUUUUUGGUGGAGGAUCGAAGCGGGCACAGGAGAAGACGAAUGGAGCCAGUCUUAGUACAAGUGUGAGCGCGAGUGCUAGUCCGGCUCCAACCCCUACUGCAUCAGAAUUAUCAUCGGCAGUGCAAGCAUCCGAAUCUGGUGCUACAAAAAUUGUUUCACUCCCGCAAGCGCCGGAAGAAUGCGUUUCCGCCCCAUUCAGCCUUGCUCGAACUGCUUUCAGUUCGUUGGACAAUCCCUCCCCUGUUCAUAGCCGGGAAUUAUCUUCCAAAACAAGCGACGGUGCCCCAGUAAAGGCAACCUUAUCGUCCAAACAAGAUAAAUCUAGCGCAAAGCCCAUAGACAUGACAUUAGAUGACGAUGAGGAUGAUGAGCCAAUCUUGGUAUCGUCAAAAUCGGAAAACAAGCCCCCACCGAAACCUACGAGGUCAUCGUUGUCUGGUUCGAAAUCAGCCUCCUCACAAGUCAAGCUCUCUUCAUUUUUCAGUCAACCGCAUACCGAAGGCAAAAGAAAAUCCCCACCACCACCAUCCUCAGCUCCUUCUAUCUCAAAACGGCCCUCAUUGGCACCACUUCCUCAGUCAAAUAAUGCUCCGUUUGCUGCCUCUCCUUCCGCCACAACUGCGGAAGAUGAGUGCCAGGGCAUGACAGAAGAAGAGAAUCAACUUAUUUCGCAAGCUAUUGCAGAAGCAGACGCAGAAAGAGCAGAAAAAAACGCAAAAGCUGCUCCGCAAUGGUCCAGCCUUUUUGCCAAAAAGCUGCCACCGUUGUGCACAGUUCAUCAUAAGCCGUGCAAGGAUUUUGUUGUAAUGAAGCCUGGACCCAAUAAGGGGAAAAGGUUCUGGCUAUGCUCCCUGCCGGUUGGCGCAGGGUACGAUAUGGGGAGAUCGAAGAGACCGAGAGAAGAUGUAAAUCCUAAAUUCCGAUGCAAUUUUUUUCUCUGGGAUUCUGCCAAUUCGAGAAAAGAAACCCCGAAUGAGGGGAAAGAGAAGAAGCUGUAGCCAUGUUGUACACUGUGCUCUUACUGUCACGCAAUGCAUUGUCUGUACUACCG
Messenger RNA from Cryptococcus deneoformans JEC21, 2200 nucleotides. Its product is annotated as DNA-(apurinic or apyrimidinic site) lyase, putative. Gene Ontology annotation, biological process: base-excision repair. The transcript has 9 exons. Lineage: Eukaryota; Fungi; Basidiomycota; Tremellomycetes; Tremellales; Cryptococcaceae. The record is from RefSeq and is a predicted model, not a curated record. The coding region runs from base 33 to 2147 and encodes 704 amino acids. Gene Ontology annotation, molecular function: zinc ion binding; phosphoric diester hydrolase activity; double-stranded DNA 3'-5' DNA exonuclease activity. Gene Ontology annotation, cellular component: nucleus.